Molecule: messenger RNA, 15097 nt
Organism: Nymphaea colorata (pocket water lily)
Lineage: Eukaryota; Viridiplantae; Streptophyta; Magnoliopsida; Nymphaeales; Nymphaeaceae
Exons: 9
Coding region: 13494-14396 (300 amino acids)
Source: RefSeq, a predicted model, not a curated record
AAAUCUCAAGGCCUCGAGGAAGGAGUGGGAAUAACAUAUAAUGUUAAUGCUAGUGUGAAAAAGAUUACACCUACUCAAGAUACGUCAAAAGAGUCUUUCCGAGAUAUUUGAUAGACAUCUGUCAUUGUUUCUAGAAUGUACUUCAUUUCUUUCUUACCAUAUGUCUUUGUUGCAUAGAGAGAACAGUAACUGAAUGAUUUCAUGUACAUGAUGUCAUAUGAAUUGAAUUUUGUUAGUCUUUUCUUCAACUCAAGAGUUGAAUCAUUUCAUGUGUUUAAGUUGUUUUGAUUCCAUUCAAAUAGUAAGUUAUGUCUUCCACUCUUGGAAAUGAAGAAUAUCAUUUGAUGGUAGAUAUGGAGGAAAAUGAAUCUUUUUAAUUUAUUGAAAAGGAAGUUGAAUCCAAGAGGAAAAGAACUUCAAUAGCAUGGAAUGACUUCACAUUACUACAAUUUAAGGGAAAAGAGUUUGCAAAAUGCAACCAUUGUGGUGAAUGAUUAGGUGGACAUAGUUACAAUGGUACGAGCCACUUAAAAUGACAUAGAGAUAAAUGGGUCGAAAAACAAAUUACUGAUAAAAAACAAUGAACUUUGUCAUUUGGAGUUAGUAAAUCUGGUACCACUUCUUUAUAUCUACAUAAAUUUGAUGUGGAGACUAUAAGAAAAUAUAUGACCAAGUGUACAAUAAUGCAUGCACUUCCUUUCAGUUUUGCAGAAUAUAAAUAUCAUAACGAUCUUCUAAAGACUUGCAAUUCAAGGUUUGUUUCAUUUUCUAUAAAAACACUUACAAAAGAUGUUCGGUCAAUGUUCAAGACUGAAAAAAAGAGAUAUCAAGGAGUUUUAAAUAACCACGUGCAGUAGGUUUUAUUGACAUUUGAUAAGUGGUCCUCACAAUAGAUAUUAGGAUACUUAUGCUUGAUAGCCCAAUAUAUUGAUACAGAUUGGCAAUUGUACUCUCAUAUACUUAAUUUUAUACAUGUGCCUCCACCACAUAAUGUAAGUUACAUAUGUGACAUUUUAUCAGAUUGCAUUCUAAGUGGAAAAUUCAAUUGAAAUUGUUUUUUGUUACUGCUGAUAACUGUUCAGCAAAUGAUAGUGGAAUAAGUUUACUGAGAAUGAAUAUAGAAAGAAGAAACAAUAUUUCAUUUCCAUUGAGAGGGAAUACUUUUAUACUUGUUGUGGUACACAUAUUAUAAAUUUCAUGGUUAAAGAUAGUAUGAAUGAUAUGGAUGAUACAAUUUCAAAAAUUUGUGAUAGUGUCAAAUAUGUAAGGGGAUCACCAAACCAACUACAUGCUUUCAAGCAAUAUGUAAAGGCAAUCGAUUUCAACAUUAGCAUCGUGUGAUCCUAAUUAUGCAUGUUUGCCUUCUGAGGAUGAGUGGUCUCAUGCAUCUAAUUUACGUCAGUUCUUAAAGCAACAAAUCUAUUAUUUACCAAUAAGCAACAUCUAAUCUUGUUUUUGAAAAAAAUUUAUCAAUUUACUAUCAUUUGCGUAGGCAUCGUAGAACAUCAAAUGAACAUAUAAGGGCAUACAAAAUGCAAGAAAAUUUUGAAAAAUACUUCAAGAGCUACAAUAUUCUCUUUGCAAUUGCAGCCGUUUUGGAUCCUAAGUUCAAGUUGUCAUACUUGAAGUAUUUGUUUGACGAUUUGGAUAAACCUGAUGCAAUGGUAAAAUAUAAAGUUAUAGAGAACAUCCUUCAUGAAUUGUAUGCUAAUACAAAAAUAUGUAUGAUGAUAGUGACACAAGUAAUAUACAAAGGAGCAAUGCAUCCACUAGUACCAUUAUUACAACGGAAGAGUAUAGAAGUGUGGCUAGAUAUGGCUUCAAAACAUAAUUCAGCUCCACUAUCUCCUAUAGUGGCUCACACAGAUUUAGAAAAACAUUUGAUUGAUCUAAUGAAAGAAAUUGUAACUAUUAUAGACUUCAACAUAUUAUCUUUAUGGAAGACAAAUGAAAACAAAUAUAAAAUUGUAGCAAAGAUGGCUCGAGAUGUAUUAGCCAUUCCUGUAUCUAUAGUUGCUUCGGAAUCUGCAUUUAGUAUAUCAGGAAGAAUUCUUAAUGAUUACUGAUGUUCAACUAUUCCUAAAAAUGUUUAAUUGUUAAUCUGCACACAGAGUUGGUGAUGCACGCAACUUGUGUGAAACGUAUGAAGUUCAUAGUUCAAUGCUAAUUUAUUUUAUAGAUAACAUAAUAGCAUGCUUAAAUUAAUGUGUCAAUGUUACAGUUCUCAUGAAGCAGAGCACCAUUCUGACGAGUUAAUCCAAUGCAUGAAUCAUGGUAAUAUCUUUUGUGGUGUGGAAUCAUGGAUAAACUUAUGAUAUGUUGAAAUGUUGAUGUAAAACUCUUGCAAUGUAAAAUUUUGGAUAUUAAACUUGUGGUUCUAAAUCAAGGAAAGGAUGUAGUUUGUACAUCCAGCAACAACUAUACCUAUGAACUAUGAUGCCCAUUAUAACCUUAUUCUCUUUUGCUAUGGUGUGGACCACACUGAGUGGUGAGUCAGCUUAACUUAUAAUUAAUUUCUGUGAAAUGGUGAGAGUUAAGAAACCAUGUAAUGCUACUAGAAAACCAAGCCAUGGCCCUUGGGAUCUAGCCUAGUUAAACAAGUUGCCAAUGUUACCAAUGGUGUUGCUGGAGAUGGAGAGCUUGGAGUUCUUAGCCUUCGGUUUUUUUUGCUUUUGUCGCUUCAUUAUGCCUGUAUAUUUUAAUGUUUCGGUUUAUAAAGAUUCAACCUUGUUGUUUGUUUGUCUUUUACAUCUACUCCUUCGGUGUCCCUUUUUUAUUGGGUCAUUCUCAUGCUCCCUUUUUGUGCAGUUUGGAUGCCAUUGUGUUGAAGGUUUACUGCCUAGUUUGAUCUAAUUUUCUUAUACGUAAGAAUCUAAGAUCCAUUUCUCGUUAGGUUUAAUCUGGGAUUGCAUGGCAAUCAUUUAUUUGAUUUCCUUUUCAACUUCAUGGAAGCAUGUUGUGGUGGUUAAAUUGGGCAUAGGCUAUUAUUUUCAUAGAGUACUACUACUGACUGCGGUUGGCCAAAUCCGGACCCAACCCGUCAGAAACUGUCCAUGCCUGGCUCGACCCGUUUAGCAGUUAAAAAAUGGGUCGGGCGGGGCCUCAGACGUGGUUGAGUAGGCCCAAUACCCUGCCCGGCCAGCCCGUUAAUAUUCAGGAUGGGUAGCAAGCCAGCCUGAUCCGAAUGUUAAUUGUUGCCAGCAUUUUGUAAAUGGGCCAGGCCAGCCCGGCCCAGUCCGGCCCGAUGCCCAGGCCUAAACCCCUUCCUUCAGCUGGAGCCUGAGAUCUCAGUGCGACCAGGAGGGAAGGAGAGUUAGUACAAAGAGGAGACUAUUGGUAAGGCCUUCAAGAUGGAUGGCAAAAAAGUUAAGUAGGAAGAAGGGAAAAGAAGGCACUUGAAAAUCAUGGAGUGAACAAGUUCAAAAACAGAUCGCCGCCUCUAAAAUUUGCUCUGAUCGAACUAGAUAGGAAUGUAAAGCAUAGGCAUGAAGGCAUGAUGCCUCAGGGCUCGGGCAAAAUGGUCAAUGUGGGGUCAGUUGAUGCUUCAUUUGCAGGCAAGGCUUCCUUCAAUCAAGGGGGUUGGAACAUCAGUUAAUGCAGAUAGGGGACAGAGAUAUGGAAAGAAGCCGGAUUUCAGAAGGAAGAUUAAACAAAGAGAAUAAAGAGGGAGACACAACGCAUGGAAGAGGAGCCUCAAGUUAGCUAAUGAGGAUUCUUUCUUGAAAUGCCCAUAGGUUGGCGGGUAAGUCAGCCCAACAGGAGUUUGUGAAUAUGAUGAGAGGCCAUCAACAAAAUAUAACAAUUAUUAUUGAUGUUAGAAUUUAAAUAUUCGACAUUAUGUAAGUAUACAUAUGUUUCAUAUAUAAUUUGUAUAUAUGAAUAUCUAUGUAUGCAUAGGUGUUAUGUAUUUUAUUUUAUUUGCUUCCUUUUCUUUUCAUGUACUUUUUAAUUCUUUUCUUUUUCUAUUUUUACCUUUUCCUUUUUGUAAAAGGGAACUAGCUGUUGGACCAGCUUCCAACGGCUAGAUUUCUAGCCGUUGGAGCUGGCCCAACAGCCAACUCCUCCUUCUUCUCUCCCUUUCAUUGUACUAUAUAUAUGGGACUGUUGUCCCUUGUUUGGUUAAGGCUUUUAGGCCUCUCUUGUGUAUUCUUCUCUUGAGAUUAAUAGAUUUGGUAUCUUCUCCUCAAGUUUGAGGUUUGGUUGUGUAUUACCUAUUGAAGUUGUUGGGAUCUUCAGGAGUGUAUCUCUUGAAGCAUUUGUAUUCUCAAGAUCAGGCCUGAUUUACAUGGUAUCAGAGCCUUGUUUUGGCUCUUUGUGUUGCUGUCUUUCAAGCUUGAAGAUCCCUGGUAUUUCUCUUCCGUUGGAGCCGUGAAGCACUCCAAGUGUUCGAUAUAUUGCUGCUUUGAGUUGACACAAGAAGGUGUUGUUAUUUUACUGGCCUCUUUUGGUGAUAUUUAUGACGGGAUAAAGCUCCCUUGGUGGUGAAGAUUGUGGCAGUCUUUGACGCGUCAAAAGCUUCAUUUUGUGUGGCUGUUUUUCAUCCUAGCACUACCUCAACGUCUCCUUUACAAGGUACACAUUAUGGAUGAAAGAACUUCUUCUACUCCUCUUUCUAAAUUAACUUCAUCAAAUUAUGUUUCUUGGGCAAAAACUAUGGAACAUUUUAUUAGAAGUAAAGGCCUAUAGGGACUUGUUGAUGGGUCUAAAGGUGAACCUCAAUUAGUCCUCACCAAGACCAUAGAUGGUAAAGCCCAAAAACUAGAUGGAGUUGAAAAAGACAAGGUUAUGAAUGAAUAUGAGAAAAAAUGGGAAGAGUGGAAGAUAGGACACCACAAGAUUAUCACUUGGAUUAUUGCUUGUGUUGAUACUACAACCAUGGGCUAAAUAGCAAAACAUAAUUUUGCUCAUGAAGCUUGGGAAUUCUUCAAGAAAACCCACACUAUGAAGGAUGUGGCCUACAUGUGCAAUCUUCAAAUGAAGAUUGCAAGUCUCCAACAAGGAGACAAGUCCAUUAAAGAAUACGUUGGAGAAAUGGAGCAAUUAUGGGACGAACUUACUUUAUUUGAACCCGAAUGGUAUGAUCCAAGAGACAUUGGAGUUAGAGAAAAACAAAUCCAAAGGGAGAAAUUUUAUAAAUUCAUUCUUGGUCUUAGAUCGGAAUAUGAUGGAGUCAAAACUUCCUUGCUCCAUAGACAUAAAGUGCCAUCUAUGAACGAAGCCAUAGCGGAACUUCAAAUGGAGGAGAAUAGACUCAAUUUUUCAAAAGACAAGAGUGAAAGUGUUCUUGCUACCUCAAGACCCGGUGCUCAUAUGAGAACUUAUAGGCCUCCUCACUUUAAUCGAAACUAUGAGCAUAGCAAUAAUGGCAACAAGAAGAUUAUAUGUUUCCAUUGUCAAGAAGAAGGACAUACCAAACUUAGAUGUCCUAAAUUGAGGAGAUUUGAUAAAAAGACAAGUGUGGCUGGGACAAUGUAUGAAGAAAGCAAUCGAUUUGACCUAGACAAACUUGUAAGUGCCCUCCAACCAAAGCUUAUUGAUGCUCUUCAACCGCUUUUCAAAGGAGGAGGGACUUCUCCAAUCUCCGGAGGAACCGUGGCAUCUACAUCAUCAAGUAAGUACUCUUGGAUUCUUGAUUCCGGAGCUUCAUUUCAUAUGACCCCUUGUAAUUCUUUGCUUACCGAAUGCACUAAGGAAGAAUCAUGCCCAUUUGUUAAAACCGUCGAUGGAACUCCUCUUGAAAUCAAAUGUGUUGGGAAUAUUGAUCAAAAUUUUAAUUCAAAAGUUUUUAAAAUACCAAAAGUUAGAUUUAUUCCCAAACUUAACUUAAAUCUCUUGUCGGUUUCUCAAAUAACAAAUCAUGGAUGUGAUAUUGUCUUCUCACAAAAUAAAUUUUUGAUACAGGACCAUCUUUCCAAGAAGACGAUUGGGGAAGGUUCUAGGAAAAAUGAUCUCUACUAUGUUGACUAUUUGGAUCUUUCCAACCCUACUUGCAAUAUAGUCAAGAAGAGUGACAUUCAAGUUUGGCAUCAAAGACUUGGGCAUUCAAGUUUAGGAAAAAUGUCUUGUAUCCCUUUUUUGGAAGAGAAAUGUAAAGAAAUGAUCUCUUGUAAUGAUUGUAUUAAAGCCAAAAUUAAUGCUUUACCUUUUGGAAAUAGAAAUUUUGUUGCAAAAGCACCUUUUGAAUUAGUGCAUUCGGAUGUAUGGGGUCCCGCUCCUAUUAUGUCUAAACGUGGUUUGCUUUAUUAUGUCAUUUUUGUGGAUGAUUACUCUCGAUAUGCUUGGGUUUACUUUCUUAAAUGCAAAUCGGAAGUCUUUAUGAAUUUUAAAAACUUUUACAACAUGAUCAAAACUCAAUUUGAUGCAAACCUUAAAAUUUUUAGAAGUGAUUUCGGGGGAGAAUUCAUCUCCAAUGAAUUUGAAGAAUUCCUAAAAGAAAAGGGAGUUAUACACCAAGAGUCUUGUCCCAAAACCCCCCAACAAAAUGGAGUCGCCGAAAGAAAACAUAGACAUAUUCUUGAAACAACAAGAGCUCUUCUUAUAUCAAAAAAUGUUCAUGCCCUUUAAAAUUUUAGAAAAUAUUUCACCUUUUCAAAAACUUUUUAAUUUGGAGCCAACUUAUAAAAGAUUCAAAGUCUUUGGUUGCAAAUGUUUCAUUUUAAAUGACAAAAAUGAUAAACUUUCAUCUAGGGCUAUUCAAUGUGUCUUUAUUGGCUAUUCCGAAACUCAAAAAGGGUAUAGAUGCUAUGAUAUUGAAAAAGAUAAGGUGUAUGUUUCAAGAAAUGUGAUAUUUUUAGAAGAAGAAAAUGGCUUUAAUGAAAAUAAACCCAAGCAUGACGAUGACUAUUCUUUUUUAUGGAUAAAUGAUGAUGAUGUUGAUAAUGAUGAUGAUGUUUUGCCUUCUUCACAUAAUGAUGCUCAAAAUGAGGUUGAGAAUACUCCUUUUGAUAGAUCUUCACCAAGAAGUGAUGGAUCACCAAGAGAAGUUAUAGUUUAUAAGAGAAGGUCUUAACAAAACAUCCAAGAGUCUCAACCUACUCUUAGGAGAUCUCAAAGAGAUUCUCAUCCACCUCAAAAAUUUGUUUCCUAUGAGUCUUUUUCCCCAAAACAUAGAGCUUGCUUAUUAGCUAUUCACUCUCAUGUUGAACCUUCAUCCUAUCUUGAAGCCAAAACUAACCCACAUUGGAUUGAAGCAAUGAACAAUGAACUUAGAGCCCUUGAAGACAAUAAAACAUGGGACAUUGUGUCUCUUCCUAUAGGGAAAAAGACAAUAGGAUGUAGGUGGGUUUACAAAAUCAAAACUAGAAGUGAUGGAUCUAUUGAAAGGUAUAAAGCUAGACUUGUUGCCAAAGGAUAUGCCCAAGAAUAUGGGAUUGAUUACGAAGAAACUUUUGCCCCUGUCGCUCGUAUGACCUCUGUUAGAGCUCUUAUUGCUGUUGCUUCUAUUAAACAAUGGUCCAUAUAUCAAUUGGAUGUCAAAAAUGCUUUUUUGAAUGGUUACUUAAAUGAGGAGGUAUACAUGGACUCACCCCCUGGGCUAGAUGUACCUAAAGGCAAAGUUCUUUAUCUCAGAAAGGCAUUGUAUGGUUUGAAACAAGCUCCAAAAGCUUGGUUUGAUAUGUUUAGCAAUGUUAUGUUUAAACAAGGUUUUAAAUCAUGUUUUUCUGACACAGCUAUGUUUGUUAAAAACACAACUACAGGUACAAUUGUGUUGCUUUUAUAUGUAGAUGAUAUGAUUAUUACAGGUAAUGAUGCCAACGGAAUUAUGCAGGUAAAGGACUUUCUAAAGAAUGAAUUUGAAAUGACUGAUUUGGGUAAACUAACAUAUUUUCUUGGUAUUGAAGUAGCUUAUAGUAGAAGAGGAUACUUACUCUCACAAAUGAAGUUUGCCAAUGACAUUAUAAGCAGAUCAGGUAUCACUGAUGACAAGGUGGUAGACACUCCUGAAGCCUUACGAGUAAAGAUGAAGAUUGAUGAUGGAGAAAUUCUAGAAAAUCUCACUCCAUUUCGUCAAUUGGUUGGAGCUCUCACAUAUUUAUCCAUCACAAGGCCUGACAUAUCACAUGCGGUACAUGUCAUAAGUCAGUUUCAACAAAGACCCACUUCUGGACACAUGGGAGCCGCAUUGAGGAUUGUUCGAUAUGUCAAACACACAAUCACUAAAGGACUUUUUCUAUCCUCCUCAUCAAACUUGAAUAUGAUUGCCUAUACUGAUGCUGAUUGGGGUGGAGAUCCUAAUAACAGGCAUUCCACCAUCGGUUUUUGUGUUUUUCUAGGCGACUCUCUUAUUUCGUGGAGGUGUAAAAAACAAAAUAAAGUCUCUCUAUCAUCAACUGAAGCAGAAUAUCGUGCCAUGGCCACCACCACCAUAGAGAUUGUGUGGUUAAAAAGCUUGUUGAAGGACAUUGGAAUUGACUUAAAUGAAGCAACCAAGCUCUGCUGCGACAAUAAAAGUGCCAUCUACAUUGCUAGCAAUCAUACUUUUCAUGAAAGGACGAAGCAUAUUGAAAUGGAUUGUCACUAUGUGAGAGAAGAAUAUCUUAGCUGAACAAUCGAUAUAUCCAUUGUCCCUUCUGAAUAUCAACUUGGAGAUUUCUUCACCAAGGCACUUGCUUCAGCACGUUUUCAGUUUCUUCUUGGCAAACUUUCGGUGAUCACACCGUAAGUUUGAGGGGGGGUGUUAGAAUUUAAAUAUUCGACAUUAUGUAAGUAUACAUAUGUUUCAUAUAUGAUUUGUAUAUAUGAAUAUCUAUGUAUGCAUAGGUGUUAUGUAUUUUAUUUUAUUUGCUUCCUUUUCUUUUUUAUGUACUUUUUAUUUCUUUUCUUUUUCUAUUUUUACCUUUUCCUUUUUGUAAAAGGGAACUAGCUGUUGGACCAGCUUCCAACGGCUAGAUUUCUAGCCGUUGGAGCUGGCCCAACAGCCAACUCCUCCUUCUUCUCUCCCUUUCAUUGUACUAUAUAUAUGGGACUGUUGUCCCUUGUUUGGUUAAGGCUUUUAGGCCUCUCUUGUGUAUUCUUCUCUUGAGAUUAAUAGAUUUGGUAUCUUCUCCUCAAGUUUGAGGUUUGGUUGUGUAUUACCUAUUGAAGUUGUUGGGAUCUUCAAGAGUGUAUCUCUUGAAACAUUUGUAUUCUCAAGAUCAGGCCUGAUUUACAAUUGACACUAAACUAACAAUGGAACACUUAAGUAAAAUGAGGUUAAAGGUGUCGUAGUAUCAAUCGGCAAUGAAUAUGCAAGAGGGUGACCUUUGGGUUGGAAUGUGGACUCUCUAGAAGGAGGCAGAGAACCAAAUUAAUGAGAUAAAAAACAACCAUUAUUGGGUUCGGUUGAGAGUCUUUGCAUUUAGCAAAAGCAAUGACAUCUGUGUUACUGGUGUGUACUUGGACUCAAACUUCAGAAUUAGGAACUCCUUCUUCAGGACUUUUCCAUUAUUGCUUCUUAUGAACCAGUCCAUGUGGUUUAUAUAAGAGUUUUCAACUCUAUGAUUGGCCAGCAUGAUAGGGGACAUGGAAGCCCCCACCCUUUCAGCUUGUCUGGCUUUUUCUAGGUUCAUUCACGAUAAUGAGAUUAUAAAGAUUUCAGAUAGUGAGAUAAAGUUUACUUGGUCGAAUAAUAGGCCAGGAGAUGUAAAUGGUAUGAGUAGACUUGAUAGGUGCUUCGUGUCAUCCCCAUGAGCUAGGGAUAGAUAGUGGGUUAUGACCUUGGAGGUUCUUCAUAGACUUAUGUUGAAUCAUAUGUUGUAGUCGGAAGUCACGUAUCUACAUCUGUUUCAGAGUCUGAUGCACAAAAUCAUGGCUCUUCAGAAUCCUUACAAAGUGCUCAGAAGUUUGAAAAUGUGGACCUGGAAAAGGCAGUUUUUCUUUCAUUGGAAUGGGAGAACGAAGGACCAUAUGAAGAAGCUGUUGAAAGGUUUCUCUCCUUAUUGUCUAUCUUUUAUAAUGUUUUGGACCUAUGCAAUAGCUGACUUUAUUCCACUGCAGUAGUAUUUGUCUUGCUUUUCUCCUAUCUUUUAUGUUGGGAGGCUGGGUUGACUAGCAUGAUGGAUUAUUAUGGUGGACAUUAUUUGUUUCUCAAAAUCUAAUUAUUAUGAUCUCUUGCCUGUUGUUGAUAUUAUGAUAGAGGGUAAGCUAAAACUAGAGUCUACAUGCUUAGUAGGUACAGUUUCUCAUAUAUACGUAAAGAAAAGGGAAAAAUUCGUUCAAGUUUAUACCAUUUUCUCUUUGAUUUUUUCCUUUUAUGGAGAGAAAAACUCAUCAAAACUUUCAGAUGGGUAGCCACAUGAAGGUUACUUGUUUGAUAUGUGUUUGUGUGUGUGCUAUGUGUACAACAUAAAAAAAAGACACUGAAUUUAUCACAUAAACUAUCUAUAAAAUUGAAUUCAACACAAAACUCUUAGGAAGAAGCUCAAAAUUAUGCAUGUUGUUUAGUUAUCUAUAAGCUUAGUUCUUAGGAGUAGGUGAUGAAUGUUCAUCUUCCUCAACAAGACAUAUGUCCCAUAUGUGAUUUUUUUUUUUAAAUAAUCUUAUAUUUUGCAUAGAAGAAUGCCCACAUAUACCUUUAUAAAAUGAUGAAGCUAGUUGUUGUCUAGCCUCAAAUGCUAGUUUUCUUGCUUUACGACUAACUCAACUGCUGGACCUCUUCCUUCCUGUGUGCAUGUCAGGGUCAACCCCCCCUAUUUUACGCAUUCAUUUUUCAACCCUUUGACUAAUAAAUUACUAUAUGUGUUUCCUAAUUCAAUUUAUUGCUCCUCCGUGGAGAUAUUUUUCUUUACCAUUGUCACAAAUCCAAUGGUUCUUCACCCUCCCCCGACCCCAACCCAAAAAAAAAAAAAAGCAAAAGCGGGACAGAAAGAAGGUAAAAAAGAAAAACAGGAAAAAAUUUAUGAUAUUUGAAGAAAAAUGAAAAAAUAGAAGUAUCAUUUUUUUUUAUUUCCCUUUUUUCAGAAAGAGUGUUUUUUAUGUUUAUUUAAUAUUUAAUAAUUAUUUGAAUAUUGAUCAAUCUUUUUGUAAGAAAAUGAGUAAAAAAAACUAAGAUAUGUUAUUUUUUUAUAUUUUUAAUUGUUUGAAUUCCCAAGAAAAACAAACUUCCCAAUGCACACCUUAAAAAAAAACCUCGUUGUUAAGGACUCGAGAAUUGUAUCUAUAACAACCUGGCCAGUGGAUCCUAACCCACCCCCAAGCAGGUCGGAAAAAGGCUAAGAACCAGGACAACUAAUCAUUUAACAAUUCCCUUUAUAAGUCUCAAACAAUUCUUUAUAAUUAAACUUUUGGGGAGUUACAAUCUCCACCCUCCCCCCUUUAAGGCACGCGUCUUCGUGUGUAUGCGACCUUAGGUUGAAUGCUGAACCGACUUUGAUACCACUAUAACCACUUGGCUGGCAGAUUCCAACAUGCCCUUUAACAGUUUCGGUUCCACCUCAGAAAAGGUAGAAUCAAGACAAAGUCACUUAAUAACCCCCUUUAUAGGUCUCCAAAGAUUCUUUACAAUAUUGGAUAAGAGACUAAGGUGUUACAAUAUUAAAUUUUUGAGUGUUACAAUCCACACCCCUUAAGGCACAUGAAACAUCGUGAGAUGAAUUCAGCAAUCUCUUUUUUUAUCCCUGGCCACCAAAAAUUUCUUUUUAUAUUUGGAUACAUUUUGGUGCUUCUUGGAUAUAUGGUAUAUCUCGAUACCUCUUGAUUAAACAAUUUUCGAAUAUCAGGCAUUCUCAUGUCCCAACUGUUGUUUCAUUCAAAUUAGAAUAUAGAAUACCCUCAUGUAUAUGUGGCUACCCUAAUAAAAUCACAAAGUCUCUGUUAUAACCUGAUCACUUCAUAGAUCCAAAACAAAACAAGCAUAACUAAUCUCUUUCAAACACAUUUAAUGCAUUCUUAUUACUGCUGGAUUCUUGAUGAUAUAGUUUUUGUUUUAAGAAAUACAGGUUGUUGUGAUCUUGUUACAUAUCUCUAAAUUUUGAGAUUGCUUUGUUAGUUUUUGUUUACUCAUAUCUCGGAUUGUAAAGAAUCUUGAGGGACUUACAAAGGAGGUUGUUAUGUGAUUGGUUGUCCUGGUUACUAGCCUUAUUCGGGCUGAAACCAAAAUUGUUAGGGGGUGGAUUGAGAACUGCUAGCCGGUUUUUUAUAGUGGUAUCACAGCUGGUUCAAUACUCAGACCUAGAGUACCACACAAGCAGACACGUGUACUUCAAGAAAAGGGGGGGGGGUGGUGAAUUGUAACAACUCUAAAGUGUUAAGAAUAUUUGGAGACUUAUAAAGAGGGUUGUUAAGUGAUUGGUUUUCUUGGUUCCUAGCCUUGUUCAGGGUGGAAACAAAAUUACUAGGGGCCAGGUUGGAUCUACCAAGUACCAACUAGGUUAUUACAGUAGUGGUGACAAUGCUCUCUACCAUUUGUUUAUAUGUUGAUGUACUAACAUAUGAAGUAAUUCUCGUUAGUGUAUCUCAGUGAAAUGGCUUAUGUUAUGUCUUAUGCUGUUACUGUUACUUUUUGGAAAAAAUAUGUUCCUCAGUUUUAGCAAUAAUUUAGUAACAUUGACAUCUUGAUUGGUUCACGUUUGGUUCCUUCAGUUAGAUGGGAAAGCUUGCUUUUGCUUCCAAAGUUUUCCCCCACGUCAUCCUUUGUCUGAUUAGAAUUAUGGGAUGUUUAUUUUAGAGGAUGGAAGUUAAUACUGGACCAGAUGAAGUGUCUGAACUCUAAAGACAUUCUGCUACUCAGAUGAUGCUGGUGAAAGUACACUUUCUGUUAAUGAGUUGAAUAAGAACCAUUCUAGUGUCAGUGUCCAUCAUAUACUGUUCAGUACGUGGCCUCAGAAUCCACUGUCAUUUUAAUGAUUUCCCACAUAUAUUUGUUUACAGAUUAAUAGGUGAAGGAAAAUAUAUGGAUGCUCUUGCUUUAUCUGAUCGUUGUUUACGUGGUGGGGCUUCUGAUCGGUUGCUACAGUUGCUAGUUGAAAGAGGUGAAGAAAAUUGCUAGUUGAAAGAGGUGAAGAAAAUCAUUUAGCCACUGACUUGCCACAUGGUUAUGGUAUACAUAGCGUAUGGAGCAAUAGUUGGCAAUAUUGUUUGAGAUUGAAAGAUAAGCAACUGGCCGCCAGACUUGCUCUCAAGCCAUCCUAGCACGACAAGCUUUGCAGAGAUAUAGUCACAUACUGUGUGCAGAUGACAGAUAUAACAGCUGGCAGGAGGUUGAAGCUGAUUGCAAGGAAGAUCCUGAUGGUCUUGCUUUGAGAUUGGCUAGCAAGGGUGCUGUUUCUGCAGCCUUAGAAGUAGUUGAAAGUGCCAAUUUAUCUAUAGAUCUGCGGAGAGAGUUGUGGGGCAGGCAACUUGUUGAGCUGCUUACUGCUGAUCCUGUCAAUGGUGGCGGUCCGGUAGAGGCUUCAAGAUUCCUUUCAUCAUUCCAUGAAGCUAAUGAUACUCUGCUAUGGGUGCCAUGCAACAACUUCCUAACUUGCGGUCAAAGCAACUUCUUGUGCACUUUUUUCUUGAAGAGGCGUGAUGGAAAUAUGUCAGACGCUGAAAUCUCCCAGCUUAAUGCUUGGGCCCUGGGUCUACAUGUUCUUGCUGCUUUGCCUUUGCCUUGGCAGCAACGUUGUUCUGCGUUACAUGAGCAGCCUCUGUUGAUCUUAGAAGUCCUAUUUAUGUGUAAACAGUUAGAUUCUGCUUCUCAGAUCAUGAAAGAGUUUCCUUCACUUAGGGACAACAAUCUGAUUCUUGCAUAUGCGGCUAAAGCCAUUGCUGUUAACAUGAAUCCUCCUGUUAGUGAACAACGUGCCCCUAUGGUGGUUCCCAGAACAAGGCAGAAAACACAAACGGGCAUGCCUGCAAAAUCAAAUUUUAGUCACGGCUUCAGCAACUUGCAGAAAGAAGCUCGCCAUGCAUUUUCAUGGACACCUCGUGAUAGUGGUACUAAGAGUAAUUGGAAGGAACCAUAUCGUAAGCGGAAAAGCUUAGGAUUGCCUCCAUCUGCAAAUACUUCUUGGGAAGCAAUGGCCAAUAUUCAAGAGGAUCGUAGUUCAGUUAAUGCACUUGAUGGACAAAAAAGGUUUCCCUCUAUUGCUACUUCUGAAAGAUGGGUACUCACAGAACCCAAUCAUUCAUUUCUUGUGGUUCACAAUGAUGGGGAGGAUGAUCUACAUGCCAAUAUCACCAUUACAGGUUCUUCUUUUCAGCAAGUGAAGCAACUUAAGCAACAUGGGAAACUGAAGGUUAUCUUGCCAGGUGUUGGUUCCGAAGUAUCAAAAGCAAUUUUGAAUGUUGGAAAUGGGGAAUGUGUACUUCAGAGGAAACAAUCAUUGAAUAACAUAUUCCAGGACUUGCCCUUAAAUGCAUCUCUUGUGACACCUACUUAUGGUGCAUAUUUCUUGGCUUUUGCUGUGCUGACAGUUGGUGGAACCUCUCUGUUGUAAACUUAGAAGACAAAGGCAGCGCCAUGGUGGUGUUAGAUACCAGGAGCUUGAGAUGGGUUUGCCAUAAUCAGACAGUCCAGGCACUACCACCUCAUGGAAGCUGGAAUCUAGUCCAGCUGAUGGCUGGGAUCGAGAUUGGGAUGAUGGUUGGGAAGAUGAGGAAUCAGCAACACCCAACAGACCCAUGAAUCGCCAUGCCUCUAGAGCCACUGAAAAAGAUGGAUGGGAACAAUUGGAUGAUCGAUAGCCUUCUAGUUAGAGUUGGAAAAGAGAAGAAAUAUAUGUUAUUUUUUGACUGGUCAAGAUGGUCCAUAUUUUUAUUCUAGUUAAGAGGGAAGUUCUUUUGGCCAUUUGAGUGGAAAGGAUGUGACAAUACAUGAAAUCAAAGCUCAUGAAUGCUGACAUUCACCUCUACUGCUAGACGUUGAAGCCGUCGAGGACAUUUUGUAGACAGUCAAAGUUCAUGUGAUAGCAUCACUUGUCACCCCUCCUCAAUACAGAGUAUUUUAUAAUUUGCAAAAUUUUGUUGGUUGAGAAUUAUCAGUGAUAAAUUAGAAGUUUGGGUGCCUAAAAUAUCAAAAGGUGCAUCUAUUAACAACUUUGAAUGGUAGGAGGGCUCCAGUUGUUAACAGAUUAAGGUUUUGACUUGUUUCAUGUAAAAUUAACAGUUUAUUCGUGAUAGAAGAGAUUAAUAUUGGUAA